Messenger RNA from Lepisosteus oculatus (spotted gar), 1808 nucleotides. RefSeq names its product wingless-type MMTV integration site family, member 10b (gene wnt10b). Gene Ontology annotation, cellular component: extracellular region. Gene Ontology annotation, molecular function: frizzled binding; cytokine activity. NCBI's taxonomy places the organism in Eukaryota, Metazoa, Chordata, Actinopteri, Semionotiformes, Lepisosteidae. Gene Ontology annotation, biological process: multicellular organism development; cell fate commitment; canonical Wnt signaling pathway. The record is from RefSeq and is a predicted model, not a curated record.
AGACGCCUGGGACAUGGGAAUACCACACGGGCUCUCCUGGGGACGCGUCCUGAUCCUCGCGGGGCUGCUGCGGUCACCUGCCUGCACGGUGCUAGGCAACGACAUCCUGGGCCUGAAGGUUCCGCGCGACCCGGUCCUGACCCCCAACACGGUGUGCCUGGCGCUGCCGGGCCUCAGCAAGCGGCAGAUGAGCCUCUGCGUGCGCAGCCCUGACGUCACCGCCUCCGCGCUGCAGGGCAUCCGGAUCGCGCUGCACGAGUGCCGGCACCAGCUGCGCGACCAGCGCUGGAACUGCUCCUCCCUGGAGAGCCAGGGCAAGCUGCCCCACCAGAGCGCCAUCCUCCGGCGGGGCUUCAGAGAGAGCGCCUUCACCCUGUCCCUGCUGGCGGCAGGCGUGGCGCACUCAGUGGCCUCGGCCUGCAGCCUGGGGAAGCUGCGCGGCUGCGGGUGCGAGGCCAAGCGGCGGCUGGACGACGACAAGAUCCGCCUCAAGCUGACGCAGCUGCAGCUGCAGACGCUGCAGAGGACGCCGGGCCUGCGCGGGCCGCAGCCGGCCUCCCACGUGCCCCUGCACCCCUCCGCUCUCCUCAGCCCGCUCCCGGAGGACGCCCCCUCCCUGCAGGACACCUGGGAGUGGGGGGGGUGCAGCCACGACACCCGCUUCGGCGAGCGCUUCUCCCGGGACUGGCUGGACUCGCGGGAGUCUCCGCGCGACAUUCACGCCCGCAUGAAGAUCCACAACAACAGGGUGGGCCGGCAGGUCGUCACGGACAACAUGAAGAGGAAGUGCAAGUGCCACGGCACGUCGGGCAGCUGCCAGUUCAAGACCUGCUGGUACGUCACGCCCGAGUUCCGCCUGGUGGGGGCGCUGCUGCGCGAGAAGUUCCACUCGGCCGUCUUCAUCAACUCGCAGAACAAGAACACGGGGGUGUUCAACCCGUGGGCGCGGGGCGCGGGGGGCCGGCGGCGCGUCUCCCGCGAGCUGGUGUACUUCGAGAAGUCGCCGGAUUUCUGCGAGCGCGAGCCGGCGCUGGACUCCCUGGGCACGCAGGGACGCAUCUGCAACAAGAGCAGCGGCGGCAUGGACAGCUGCAGCUCGCUGUGCUGCGGCCGCGGCCACAACAUCCUGAAGCAGACGCGCAGCGAGCGCUGCCACUGCCGCUUCCACUGGUGCUGCUACGUCAUGUGCGAGGAGUGCCGCGUCACCGAGUGGGUCAACGUCUGCAAGUGACCUCUGACCCCUGACCUCACUAUGACCCCGGGACCCAUUGCCACCUUGUUCCGCUUCCCUUCCCAGCUGGUACCAAUCCUUCCCCCACUUCCGUCGUCUUUUCCCAAUCCCUUCAGCCAUCCCUUCCCUCUUUCUCCGGUUUUCCCAGGCUGGCCUGAGCCACCGUCGUUCCCCAACUCCAUUUCCUCAGCACGUCUCACUCUGGGGUGCCACUUGCCCUCUUGUCCUCCCUCAGUCCUGGACAUUUGCCUUCCCUCCAUACUGAAAGUGAUGGAGUGACACUAUAAAGCAGACACUGGAAAGUCUUGGAAGGCAGAGGGCAUUUAGCUGAAUGAUUUCUCUAUUGCUCGGGUGACCCAUCCCUUCCCAGACGUAUGAUGCCGUUUUCGUUCCUCUGAUUUUUGGAUUGUCACGAUGUUGGUUCUUUCAUGUGUGAGAAUGCCAUCCUGUCGCUCUACAGAAUGAACAACAACAACUGCUAACAGCUCCUGCAGGAAAGACAAGAAAGAGGAACGAGCUGGUAACUCAGACACAGAGCCCUCUGUACCGUGGACAUGUUAUUGUGAUAACUCAGACA